Anoplophora glabripennis (Asian longhorned beetle) is the source of this 1434-nucleotide messenger RNA. RefSeq names its product zinc finger protein 675-like. Bases 69 to 1397 code for a protein of 442 amino acids. Gene Ontology annotation, molecular function: zinc ion binding. The transcript has 2 exons. The record is from RefSeq and is a predicted model, not a curated record. Gene Ontology annotation, cellular component: nucleus. NCBI's taxonomy places the organism in Eukaryota, Metazoa, Arthropoda, Insecta, Coleoptera, Cerambycidae.
UGUCAGUUAGUCGUUUGUCCUUUUGUCAGACUUAUUAGGUUAUGUCUGAGUAAACAAACAAAUCCAAAAUGCAGUGGACUCAAAAUUUAUGUAGGUGCUGCGGUCAGAUAAGUGAAACCUGCCAUUCGAUUUUCAACAGCGAGAUACCCAGUGCUCUGGAAGACAAAAUCAAAAAAUGCCUCAACUUGAAUCUGUGCAAAGACGACUACAAACCAAAACAGAUAUGCAACGGAUGCGUGGUGAAACUCAACGAAUUUUCAGAGUUUAUGGACACUUGCUAUGCCACAAAUCAAAAAUUUGAAUCUAUUUACUUCAACUCGCCGACCUGGCAGAGCAGAAGUUAUGAUUACCCUCCCUUGCAGAAGCAAAGUGUGAUCGUGAGCAACAAACAGGUACCUGAUAAUCUUGACAUUGAACUGUACAAGAACACGGGUAUGGUGUUAGAUAAUCUCAACAUAAGUAACUGUCAGUUAAACGAAACGGACGUUUUAGAGCUAGUAGGUGACGGAAACUACAACACCGAAAACUGUACACAGUACAUGAACGACUCAAAGAUUAGAAGUCCCUACAUCACGGUUUUAAGACACCCUUCCACCACGGAAGAACAUAACGCUUCCUCUAGUUACAGUUGCCAAGACACAGGCAACAAUAGAAUGUGCUACCUAAAUAAUUCUUACAACACAAACGGUUCGAGCGCAGAACUGAGGGAUUUAGAGGAAGAUGCGGAGAGUUUAAGAAAAAAAACCGUCACUGUAGAUGCGGUACAGAACACCUUAAAGCGACCUGCAAGCACGUACCACAAAGAAAAACUAAAAAAACUACACCCAUGCCCACACUGCCUGCGAACUUUUUCUCGUAGAGGCACCUUAAACUCCCACGUAGCCAACCACACAAACGUAAGGCCUUACAGGUGUGAGGACUGCUCGAAAUCCUUUGCCGUCAAAAGCGAGCUCACCACUCACAGAAAAGUCCACGGAGACAAGCAUAAAUGCGUGUACUGUGCGAAAAAGUUCUCGGUUCCCAGUAAACUGCUACGUCACAUUCGAAUACACACAAACGACAAACCUUUCGUGUGUAACGUGGCUAACUGCGGCAAAAGGUUUUCCGACAAGCGUAAUUUGGAAGGGCACAAACUCUUGCAUACGUCGGAGAAGAAUUACCCUUGCUCCGUAUGUGCGAAGUCGUUCAAGACUGCCAACAGGCUGAAGCAGCACUCGAAGUGCCAUACGUGCGGCGUAAUGUACACUUGCGACUUGUGUUCGAAGAAGUUUAAGUACAAGAGCAAUCUGAUCAGUCACAUUAAAAAGCACAACAAUAUUUGUCCAUACUGUAAAAUAAACUGUGAGAGUAAAACUCUGUUGACUUAUCAUUUAAAGACGUGUAAAGCUCGUUUGUAACUGUGAUAUCUAUGAAAUAAAUUCUUUUAUUUUUCUU